UCCUGACUCCUCGUCCCUCCUUCCCUCCCUACCCCAGAGAAACCCCAUUCUCCUGAUCCGCCUCCUCAGGAGCUGCCUGCUCACACUCCCCUUAGCAUUAAAGCGCUCCAACUCAUUGGCCGUUUCCUCGAGAGUAAGCCCCACCCCGUCACACAAGACCCGUCACUCAUUGGUACCACUUCCAGUCACUCAGCAUUUCUUCCAGUUAAUUGGCCUUACCCUGCCGCUCCUUUCGCGAUUAGCGACCCUAUAAGGGCAAAUGCCUGUCCGAAUCCCGCCCCUGCCUUCUUGUUGGUCAAUUCCACGAUUAUAAUAAUAAGCAGAGAAGGGUGGUAGCUUUACGACGCUGGGUUGGUCUUUCGGAGCCGCGUUCUUUGGCCCUUCAGUACUUCUGCGGGGGGGGAGGGGUGUUAUUGAACCUGUUAAACGCGCCGGGAAGCUGCGGUACACGGAAGGGCAGCAGCUAGCCCCGGAUUGGUCAAAUAAAUUAGGGCAAGAACAGAAUUAGACGUAGAUCCUUUUCUCCUCAUCUCUCGGGCCUGGCCUGGAUCUACUACCCGCAAGCGUUCCCCCCAGUUUACCGUGUGACCUAGAGCCAGUCGUUGCCUGUUGCUGGGCCUCAGUUUCCCUACGAGGAAACAGGCUCAGAGGUUAAGUGACUUGGCCAAGGUCAAAAGCUAGUAAGUGGUGGAGCCAGGACUCAAACCCAGGAGCCAUGUCCACCUUGUUCCCCUCACUCUUCCCCCGUGUGACUGAGACACUGUGGUUUAAUCUGGAUCGACCCUGUGUGGAGGAGACAGAGCUGCAGCAGCAAGAACAGCAGCAUCAGGCCUGGCACUAUGACGACGAGGAAGAGGAAGAUGAAGAUGACGACGAGGACAGUGAAGAGGACUCAGAGGAUGACGAGGACAUGCAGGACAUGGAUGAGAUGAAUGACUAUAAUGAGUCACCUGAUGACGGAGAGGUCAAUGAGCCUCCUCUGCAGGUGGACAUGGAAGGCAACGAACAGGAUCAGGACCAGUGGAUGAUCUAGGUAGACAAGAAAGGGUGGUCUCAAGAAAGGGGGUCCAAGGACGGCCCUGGACCCCCUGCAGAACCAGCUGAUCACCCACCCCCAUGCCCCACCCCAGUGCCUGAAUCCUCAUCCUUGGGCACUUCCUCAGCUGCUGCCAGGACCUGAUCUUCUUGGUCCCUCCCAGGCCAUCAGUCUGCCCUUGAAUCCCCAGGGCCUAAGCCCAGCCCCCUCCCUUCUAGCCAGCACGUCACCCAUUGUUUGUCAGAUCUAGUUUUUUCUAACUUUCUUUAAUAAAGACACAGAACUGA
This is a messenger RNA of Bubalus bubalis (water buffalo), 1323 nucleotides long. It is a transcript of the gene ANAPC15, whose product is annotated as anaphase promoting complex subunit 15. The transcript has 5 exons. Lineage: Eukaryota; Metazoa; Chordata; Mammalia; Artiodactyla; Bovidae. The record is from RefSeq and is a predicted model, not a curated record. Gene Ontology annotation, cellular component: anaphase-promoting complex. The coding region runs from base 716 to 1033 and encodes 105 amino acids. Gene Ontology annotation, biological process: regulation of mitotic cell cycle spindle assembly checkpoint.